Messenger RNA from Cannabis sativa, 1176 nucleotides. RefSeq lists its product as uncharacterized. The coding region runs from base 1 to 1176 and encodes 391 amino acids. Lineage: Eukaryota; Viridiplantae; Streptophyta; Magnoliopsida; Rosales; Cannabaceae. The record is from RefSeq and is a predicted model, not a curated record. The transcript has a single exon.
AUGAAGAAAAGAGAACCUGAUUUUACAAAGUAUCCAUUAUGCCUUACAAUUGACAUCAGCCCCAACAGACCAACUUUCUUUUCAACAAGGAGUGCAAUAACUUCAUCAUACCUACUAUAUAAUGAAGUUGGAAAAGUAGAAGAAAAUGCAUCAAACAUUGAUAAAACUGGCACAGAAGACAUUGCAGACUAUAUUGACUAUGUCAAUCUUAUGUCAAAAAAAAUUAUAGAAGAUGCAAAUGAAACGAACUUCGAGAAAGAAGAAGAGAGCGACAUAAAUGAAGAAUCAGUGAUCUGCAACAAAAAUGAAGAAGAAAUUGUUGUGUCUCAGAUAUACAAAGACAAGAAGACCUUGAAGAAUGUUUUGAGUCAUUAUGCUAUCAAAAACAAUUUCCAGUAUUGUGUGCAAAAGUCUUGUACAAAAGAGUAUCUAGUUGUUUGCCUUGACAAAAAUUGCAAGUGGACAUUACGAGCAUUACGAAAUGGAAAGACAAAUCAAUUUAUAAUCAAGAGCUUUCAGCAAAUUCACACUUGUGCGCUUGAAAUAAGGUACAAAGGCAAACGACAAGCAACUUCAACAAUUAUUGGAGAUAUGAUCAAACACAAAUUCAAUGAUAUCAAAACAAUGUACAAAGUUGUUGAUAUAAUGAAUGACAUGAAGCAUGAUCAUGGAGUGAAAGUGAAGUAUAGCAAAGCUUGGAGAUCUAGAGAAAAGGCCAAGGAAAAAGUUCUAGGAAAUGCAGCCCAAUCUUAUGUUGAAUUACCAAGUUAUCUUCACAGGUUCCACCUUACAAAUCCAGGAUCUAGAGUUGAUCUCAAAACAGAUGAUAAUGGGAUAUUCCUAUAUGCUUUCGUAGUGUUGAAUGCUUCUAUAAAAGGUUGGCCCCAUUGCAUACCAUGUGUAAUAGUUGAUGGAACUUUUAUGAAGUCAGCAUAUGGAGGAAUAUUACUAGCUGCAGCAACUCACAAUGGAGAAGGUAAAAGUUUUCCCUUAGCAUAUGGUGUAGUUGACUCGGAGAAUGAUGAUUCUUGGGAGUUCUUCUUUGAUAAAUUCAGGAAAGCAUAUGGAGUAAGAGAAGAUAUGAUAAUCAUUUCAGAUCGACAUGAAAGCAUCAUAAAAGCAGUCAACACAGUAUACCCAAAAGUACCACAUGGGGCUUGCGCCUACAUUUGUUGA